AUGUAUUUCAAAGCAAAAGAAUUGUUUUUAAAAGGGAGUAAAAUUGCGGAAGAAAUUCCAACUGAUUCUGAGGAAAAAACACUGAAAGAAUAUGAACAAAAAAUAUUGGAAUCUACCAAAUAUCUUGUAGAAGCAUUUUUAAUAGAUGAAAAGGCUACUGACAUGUCAUCUAGAAUCAUGAAUUUGGCACAACAAUAUGAAAAAUUAUCAAAACUUCAGUGGGGAGAUGAAAACGAGAAAAAAGAAAACGAUGAGACGUCGACAACACAUGAACCAGAAUUCACAAAAGA
This is a messenger RNA of Entrophospora sp. SA101, 290 nucleotides long. NCBI's taxonomy places the organism in Eukaryota, Fungi, Glomeromycota, Glomeromycetes, Entrophosporales, Entrophosporaceae. The record is from the annotation of a GenBank genome assembly.